Ahaetulla prasina is the source of this 828-nucleotide messenger RNA. Its product is annotated as somatostatin-2-like. Gene Ontology annotation, molecular function: hormone activity. Gene Ontology annotation, cellular component: extracellular region. The transcript is spliced from 5 exons. The record is from RefSeq and is a predicted model, not a curated record. Lineage: Eukaryota; Metazoa; Chordata; Lepidosauria; Squamata; Colubridae. Gene Ontology annotation, biological process: regulation of cell migration. The coding region runs from base 448 to 828 and encodes 126 amino acids.
CUCAAAGAAGAACCUUCGUUUUUACGCCGUCGUCGCUUCUUCAACUGUAUCACAGAUGCUUAAUGGAGCAGAGCGAGAAUUAACAGCCCGUAUUUAAAGAGGAAGAAGUCAUCUGGAAACACAAUCCUGACUAAAAAGCGUGGUAAUUAUUAUUAUUUUUUCUUUCUUUCUUUCAAUAGGAAGUACCUACUGGUCAAACAGAUGGUAAACAAAGAGUAAGUACAAAAGAGUACCACGGGGACAGUUGAACAUAUCAAAAAUGACCUCCCCAUAUUCAACAUACCCCAUAUUUUUCGGAGUAUAAGCAGUGGUCUAAUCCUGUAAGGAAGGCAGGAAGGAUAUGUUCAGAACCGAACCAGACAGUUAUAGAGGUGCAAAUGACAGACUCAAUAAUUCCGCUGUAGAAUUGGAUCAGCAGCUCCUUGGCAGAGGGCAGGACAAGAAGCAAUGGAGGAAUUUCCUGACAGUAACUUCUCUCUCGCAAAAGCUCCCCGAAAUUUAUCCAUCAUGCCGACGGUGGGCAGGUGUGUUGCGGUGCUUCUGCUAACCUGGGCUAUGUGCGCGGCUGCUCCGCCGGGAGAAGAUAACUUUUCUGCACAGACCAGCAGGGAGCAACUCAAAGCUCAGAAAAGCCUCGUCCUGAAGAUGCUAGCGGGGCUCCUCAACAGCGUCGACGCAGACCGCGACGCCUUCGCCGAUUUCGAAGAUCCGCCGGGACGCAAACUGGAGGACGAGCCCUUGACGCUGGGGCAGUCGCCGCACCUCAGCCCGCGAGACCGCAAAACUCCGUGCAAAAACUUCUUUUGGAAAACUUUCACGGCCUGCUAA